Molecule: messenger RNA, 2217 nt
Organism: Electrophorus electricus (electric eel)
Lineage: Eukaryota; Metazoa; Chordata; Actinopteri; Gymnotiformes; Gymnotidae
Gene: rbfox3a
Product: RNA binding fox-1 homolog 3a
Biological process (GO): regulation of alternative mRNA splicing, via spliceosome; nervous system development
Cellular component (GO): cytoplasm; nucleus
Molecular function (GO): mRNA binding
Source: RefSeq, a predicted model, not a curated record
UGGUUGACCGCACUGGGCUCCCAGCUAUGUGUGAAGACACGCACAGCGCGGCAAAGAAGCAGCAGCUCUGAUUCUGAUGUUCGCUUUCUUCCAGGACCGGCGAGCAGACUGCAUCGUACACCCAUCCCACUCUCCCUCCGAUCCACCACACUCUCUCUCUCCUGCUGUUUCUAUCUGUGUCUCGCGCUCUCUCCCUUCGGCUUACUUGUACAAGCGUGUGGAGCUGGAGAGGAGGGAAGACCCUCUUCCUGUUUCUGUCUCUCUCUCUCUCUCUCUCUCUCUCUCUCUCUCUCUCUGUCUCUCUCUCCCUCUCUCCCUCUCUCCCUCUCUCUCCCCUCCCCCCUUUCUCUUUUGCUCUGUCUUUGUGUCCUGCGGUGGGAUAAGCAGUGAGAGGAUGAGUCCCUGAUACAGCUCCGGACCUGAGUGACCUGACAGCUCUAACUAGUCUUAUUCAGUCAAGACGAAAUGCUGCCAGCUGAGUACUAGCAUCAGGAACAGUGGAGAGCAACCAGUGUAUUGCCACAACAGAAGCAACUUCUCUCAUCUGGACCCACACAUCCGUGAAGCAGAAGUGAGUCUUCAGCACAGCUCAGACACAGCCUGUUGUACAUGGAGACCCCGAGCUGGGCAGAAACCAAACCAGGAAACGGACUGUGUAAAUCCGGAAGCAUUGCGCUCUUUGGAAACGUAGUUUACAGUGGGCUGCUGAACGAUCACUUCUGGCACUUCGGGGUUCCUCUCGUCACCAGACUGGGUAACCAGGAGGCCCCUGCCCCCCCAGAGGCCAUGGCUCAGCCGUAUGCCCCAGCGCAGUACCCGCCACCCCCGCCCCAGAAUGGGCUGCCGGGCGAGUUCGCCCACCCGGGGCAGGAGUACACGGGGCCCAGCGCGGUCCCGGAGCACGCGGCCGCCCUUACCAUCUACACGCCCACACAAACGCACAGCGAGCCGGCCGGCACCGACAGCAGCACGCCCUCGCUCACAGGGACCGGCAGUGUACCACAGGCGGAUGAGGUGGCACAGACAGAGGGCUCCCAGCAGCUCCAGCUCCAGCCCUCGGACUCAUCGGAGAAGCAGCAGCCCAAGCGGUUACACGUCUCCAACAUUCCCUUCCGCUUCCGAGACCCGGACCUCCGGCAAAUGUUCGGGCAAUUUGGGAAAAUUUUAGAUGUGGAAAUUAUUUUUAACGAGCGGGGCUCUAAGGGUUUCGGUUUUGUAACUUUUGAAACAAGCGCAGAUGCAGACCGCGCACGGGAGAAACUAAACGGUACAAUCGUAGAGGGACGCAAAAUCGAGGUAAACAAUGCCACAGCAAGAGUAAUGACAAACAAAAAAGUGGCUAACCCCUACACAAAUGGCUGGAAGCUGAACCCAGUGGUGGGAGCUGUCUAUGGUCCUGAAUUUUAUGCAGUGACGGGCUUCCCAUACCCAGCCACAGGGGCAACAGUGGCAUACAGGGGUGCCCACCUGAGGGGCCGGGGUCGUGCAGUCUACAACACGUUUCGCGCUGCACCCCCACCCCCGCCCAUCCCUGCUUACGGAGCUGUGGUUUACCAAGAUGGCUUCUACGGUGCCGAGAUCUACGGUGGCUAUGCAGCGUACAGGUAUGCCCAGCCAGCCGCAGCAGCUGCAGCAGCUUACAGUGACAGCUAUGGCAGAGUCUAUGCAACAGCGGACCCCUACCACCACACGAUCGGUCCCACAGCCACAUACAGCGUGGGCACCAUGUAAAUAAAAGAGAUCAUAGAAGAGAUGGACAUCAGCUAAAUAGUGGACAACAUGAAGAAUUAAGGAGGUGAAAGAAACACAUUUAAAAAAAAACAACAACAAAAACAAAAACACAAAAACAAGGAUCCGUUCCACCGAGGCUGUGAUUCGAAGGCACCAUACUGUCACAGAGGCGUUGGGAAUGACACAGCCGAGUUGCGGGGGGAGGAAGAGUUAGCUUUCACCUGGGACACACUGGCUGGGUGAAGGAACAGAGAAGAGCCCAUCAUAAAACAUUUUAUUUUUCUAAACUUUUUUAAGUUUAUGAUUUCAAAAGAGUAAGAGAUGAGUGUAUAUAUAUAUAUAUAUCUAUAUAGCGAUAUAUGUAUGUAUAAAUAUGUUACAAAAAACACAAAUGUUUAAAAAGAAGAAGAAGAAGAAGAAGAAGAAGAAGCACCACAGGUGAAUGAUGCAUCCAUGCAACACUGAUAGAGGGGGAGGGGGGGCGGG